UAGCAAACAAAGGUACACAUUGGUAAUAUCUUUCUUUCUCUUUCUUCUGCUGUCUUUAAAAAGACCACCUGGGUUUUUUUAGGAGGGAAAAGAACCUGUCAUUAACCCACUUAACACACUAAAACAAAGUUUCUUACCAGGAAAAAAGGAGAAACAAAAGAAGAAAAUUAAAACAGAAGAAAAGAAAAAUGUUUGCAGGAGAUCAAAAAGGUUUACAAGAUGACCCAAGGUUGAAGGCCAUUUCUGAAGCCAUUAGAGUUGUUCCUCACUUCCCAAAACCAGGGAUCAUGUUCCAGGACAUAACAACACUGUUGCUUAAUCACAAGGCUUUCAAAGAUACUGUGGAUAUCUUUGUUGAUCGUUAUAGAGAAAUGGGCAUUUCUGUUGUUGCUGGUGUUGAAGCUAGAGGAUUUAUGUUUGGACCGUCGAUUGCAUUGGCUAUUGGUGCCAAGUUUGUUCCUUUACGUAAACCUAGAAAGUUGCCAGGAGAAGUGAUCUCUGAAGCAUAUGUACUCGAAUAUGGCACUGAUUGUUUAGAGAUACAUGUUGGAGCUGUUCAACCUGGGGAACGUGCCUUAAUUAUUGACGAUUUGGUGGCAACAGGUGGGACUCUUUCUGCUGCAAUCCGCCUAUUAGAACGUGUUGGGGCUCAAGUGGUUGAAUGUGCAUGUGUUGUUGGGUUGCGUGACGUUAAGGGACAACAUAGACUAAAUGGAAAGCCCUUGUAUAUUCUUGUGGAGCCACGCCAGCAGACAAAUUAUUCUGCACCUUCUGUUAAUGGAGUUGAAACAUGCAGACACGAUGACGUCUACCUUUCCGCGACUUGAAUAUAUCGGUUUUCUCAUUCUCAGAGCAAAGCUUGGUUCUACAUUCAAUCUCAUUUCAAAAUGAGAUUAGUUUUCUGAUGCUUUUUGUUUUGAACACUUUGAUUGUAAAACUUUUAUUUCUUUCUUAGGCUCUUUUACUUUACUUUUCAUAGUUUUUGAAUGAAUUGCCGCAUGUCAGUACCUAUUAAUUGUUUAUUCAAUUUAUAUCAUG
This is a messenger RNA of Durio zibethinus, 1038 nucleotides long. RefSeq names its product adenine phosphoribosyltransferase 5-like. Gene Ontology annotation, cellular component: cytoplasm; cytosol. NCBI's taxonomy places the organism in Eukaryota, Viridiplantae, Streptophyta, Magnoliopsida, Malvales, Malvaceae. The record is from RefSeq and is a predicted model, not a curated record. Gene Ontology annotation, biological process: adenine salvage. Gene Ontology annotation, molecular function: adenine phosphoribosyltransferase activity.